AUGGCUGCAGCAGCGCCAAUAACCUUGAAGGAGGCCUUGCUGUUGCCCAAUCUUGGGAUCAACCAGCAGUUUAUCUCUUUCACCAAUGUCACCAUGGAGAGUGAUAAAUUCAUAUGCAUACGGGAGACGGGGGCAUCUAAUUCAGUCGUCAUCGUGGACCUAGCUGCACCUCUGACGCCGUUGAAACGGCCCAUCACUGCAGACUCGGCGUUGAUGAACCCGGCCUCCAAGGUCAUCGCAUUGAAGGCGACCGUAGCAGGAUCGACGGGGGACAGUCUGCAGAUCUUCAAUCUGGAGAUGAAGUCGAAGAUGAAGAGCUUCCAGAUUGCACAGCCAGUGGUCUUCUGGAAGUGGAUUACACCUUCAAAGCUGGGCCUGGUGACUGCAACCACCGUCUAUCAUUGGGACAUGAAUGGUCCUUCGGAUCCCGAGAAAGUUUUUGACAGGACGGCUAACCUUGAGAACACCCAGAUCAUCAACUACAGGGUCGACGCACAGGAGAAGUGGUGUGUGCUGAUUGGCAUUGCACCCGGCGCUCCCGAGAGGCCACAGCUGGUGAAGGGCUUCAUGCAGCUUUUCUCAGUGGACCAGAAGCGCAGCCAGGCACUGGAGGCGCAUGCAGCUGCAUUUUCGACCCUGAAGGCCCCUGGCUCUCAGACACCGAGCACUGUGAUCAGCUUUGCCCAGAAGACCUUCGCGAAUGGCGUCCUGACGUCAAAGCUGCACGUCAUCGAGCUGGGAGCAGCUCCUGGCACUGCUCCGCUGAAGAAGCAGGCCGAGCUGUUCUUCCCGCCGGAGUUUGCGGACGACUUCCCCGUGGCCAUGCAGAUCAGCGAGAAGUAUGGGCUGGUGUAUGUGAUCACCAAGCUGGGCCUGCUGUUUGUGUACGACCUGCAGACGGCCACCGCCGUGUACAGGAACCGCAUCUCUCCUGACCCCAUCUUCCUGACGGCUUCCUCAGCCUCCACCGGCGGUUUCUACGCCAUCAACAGGAGAGGGCAGGUCCUGCUGGCGACCGUGAAUGAGCAGACCAUGGUGCCCUUUGUGAGCCAGCAACUGAACAACCUGGAGCUGGCGCUGUCGCUGGCCAAGCGCGGCAACCUGCCGGGGGCGGAGGCGCUGGUGGGGCAGAACUUCGAGCGGCUCUUUGCCAACGGGCAAUUCAAGGAGGCUGCUGAAGCCGCUGCAGAGUCACCUCAGGGCGUGCUGCGCACAAAGGAGACCAUCGACCGCUUCAAGUCGGUGGCGCCGACGCCGGGGCAGACUUCGCCGCUGCUGGUGUACUUUGGCACGCUGCUGACGCGCGGCAAGCUGAACGUGUUUGAGAGCGCGGAGCUGGCGCAGCUUGUGCUCUCGCAGAACAAGAAGCACCUCCUGGACAACUGGCUCAAGGAGGACAAGCUGGAGCCCAGCGAGCAGUUGGGUGAUCUGCUGCGGAGGGCCGGCGACAACGAUGCAGCUCUGGCCGUGUACCAGAAAGCAAACGUGCCUGGCAAGGUCAUCGAGGGGCUUGCUGCCAAGGGUGACUUCGAGGCGUUGUCAAAGUUCAGCGCUGCGCAAGGCUACAAGCCGGACUACCUGUACUUGCUGCAGCGGCUGUGCAUGGACAGCCCAGAGGGCGCGGUCAACCUGGCCAAGACGGUAGCCAAGCAGCCGGGUCCGCCCAUCGAUCUCAACACCAUGGCAGAUCUGUUCCUGCAGCGCAACAUGGUCCGCGAGGCCACCGCCUUCCUGCUGGACGUCCUGCAGGACAACCUGCCCGAGCAUGACAAGCUGCAGACAAAGCUGCUGGAGAUCAAUCUGAUCCAGACGCCGCAAGUGGCGGACGCGAUUCUGGCGAACGGGGUGCUGACGCACUACGACCGCCCGCGCAUUGCGCAGCUGUGCGAGAAGGCUGGCCUGUACAUGCGCGCGCUGCAGCACUACACCGACCUCACCGAUAUCAAGCGCGUCAUCGUCAACACCCACGCCAUCGACCCCCAGCAGCUCGUUGAGUUCUUCGGCUCCCUCAGCGCCGAGUGGGCCCUCGACUGCCUCAAGGUCCUGCUGGAGACGAACACGGCGGGCAAUCUGCAGCUGGUGGUGCAAGUGGCCAAGGAGUACACGGAGCAGCUGGGGGCUGGCAAGAUCAUGGAGCUGCUGGAGAGCCACAAGAGCUACCACGGGCUGUACUACUACCUGGGCGGCCACAUCGCGUUCAGCGAGGACCCCGAGGUGCACUACAAGUACAUCGAGGCCGCCGCCAAGACGGGGCAGCUGAAGGAGGUGGAGCGCGUCACGCGCGAGUCCGCGCACUACCCGCCCGAGCGCGUCAAGCAGUUCCUCAUGGAGGCCAAGCUGCCAGACGCCAGGCCGCUGAUCAACGUGUGCGACCGCUUUGACAUGGUGACGGACCUGACGCACUACCUGUACUCCAACAACAUGCUGCGGUACAUCGAGGGGUAUGUGCAGAAGGUCAACCCGGCCAAGGCGCCCCAGGUGGUGGGCGGCCUCCUGGACGCCGAGGCCCCCGACGAGUUUGUCAACAACCUCAUCCUCUCCGUUCGCUCCCUCAUCCCCGUGGAGCAGCUCUGCGCAGAGGUGGAGAAGCGCAACCGGCUGAAGCUGCUGAACCCCUUCCUAGAGCACCUGGUGUCGGAGGGUUCCACGGACCCGGCGGUGCACAACGCGCUGGGCAAGAUCAUCGUGGACAGCAACAACAACCCCGAGCACUUCUUGACCACCAACCCCUACUACGACUCCGCCGUGGUCGGUAAGUACUGCGAGAAGCGCGACCCCAACCUGGCCUGCGUUGCCUACAAGCGCGGCUCCUGCGACGACGCGCUCGUCGACUGCACCAACCGCCACUCCCUCUUCAAGGUGCAGGCGCGCUACAUUGUCGAGCGCAUGGACUCCGACCUCUGGACCAAGGUCCUCGAUGAGGAGAACCCAUUCCGCCGCCAGCUCAUCGACCAGGUGGUGUCCACGGCGCUGCCGGAGUCCAAGAACCCGGAGCAGGUGUCCGUGGCGGUGAAGAGCUUCAUGCAGGCUGGCCUCCAGGCCGAGCUGAUCGAGCUGCUGGAGAAGAUCGUGCUGCAGAACUCCUCCUUCUCCAACAACCACAACCUGCAGAACCUGCUCAUCAUCACCGCCAUCAAGGCUGACAAGUCGCGCGUCAAGGAUUACAUCCACCGCCUGGACAACUUUGACGGCCCGGCCGUGGGUGAGAUCGCGGUGGGCUACGAAAUGUUUGAGGAGGCGUUUGAGAUCUACAAGAAGUUUGGGCUCAAGACCCAGGCCAUCAAGGUGCUCCUGGACCACCAGGAGGACCUCGAUCGCGCCCUGGAAUACGCCCUCAAGGUGGACGAGGCUGGUGUCUGGACGGAGCUGGGCCACGCGCAGCUGGAGGCGGGCGCCAUCAACGAUGCCAUCGGCUCCUACCUGCGCAGCGGCGACAGCAGCCGCUACAUGGACGUCAUCGCGCGCAGCCAGGAGGCCAACGCGCACGGCGACCUCGUCAAGUACCUGCUCAUGGUCCGCAAGAAGGUCAAGGAGAGCAAGGUGGACACAGAGCUGGUGUACGCGUACGCCAAGACGGAGGACAUGGGAGCGCUGGAGGAGUUCAUGUCGGGCACGCACCAGGCCAACCUGCAGUCCGUGGGCGACCGCGUCUUCGACGAGGGCAUGUUCGAGGCGGCGCGGGCCAUCUUUGCUCACAUCCCCAACUGGGGCCGCCUCGCCUCCACACUCGUGCGCCUGCACCAGUUCCAGCAGGCUGUGGAUGCCGCCAGGAAAGCCAACUCGCCCAAGACCUGGAAGGAGGUGUGCUAUGCGUGUGUGGAGGAGGGUGAGUUCCGGCUGGCGCAGCUGUGCGGCCUGAACAUCAUCGUGAACGCGGAUGACCUGGAGGAGGUGUCAGAGUUCUACCAGCGGAGAGGCUACUUUGAGGAGCUCAUCGCCCUGCUGGAGUCCGGCAUCGGCCUGGAGCGAGCCCACAUGGGCAUCUUCACAGAGCUGGGCAUCCUGUACGCCAAGUACAAGUCGGAGAAGCUGAUGGAGCACCUGAAGCUGUUUGCGGCGCGCCUCAACAUCCCGCGCCUCAUCCGUGUGUGCGAGGAGCAGCAGCACUGGCGCGAGCUGGUCUUCCUGUACGUGGCCUACGACGAGUACGACAACGCGGCGCUGGUCAUGAUGGCGCACUCGCCCACCGCCUGGGAGCAUGUCCAGUUCAAGGACGUCGCCGUCAAGGUGUCCAACGCGGAGGUGUACUACAAGGCCGUCUCCUUCUACCUGGAGCAGCACCCGGACCUCCUCGUCGACCUCCUCAAGGUGCUGGAGGCGCGCGUGGACCACGUGCGGGUGGUGGGCAUCCUGCGCAAGGCGGACCACCUGCCGCUGAUCAAGGAGUACCUGCUGGCGGUGCAGAAGGCCAACCUGGCGGCCGUCAACGAGGCCGUCAACGAGCUGCUGAUUGAGGAGGAGGACUUUGGCGGCCUGCGCGACAGCAUCACCACCUACGACAACUACGACCAGAUCAGCCUUGCCACGCGCCUCGAGCGCCACGACCUCACCGAGUUCCGCCGCAUCGCCGCCCACAUCUACAAAUCCAACCUGCGCUGGCGCAAGGCCGUCGCCCUCGCCAAGCAGGACAAGCUCUACAAGGAUGCGAUGGAGACGGCUGCGCAGUCCGGGGAUGCGGAGAUUGCGGAGGAGCUGCUCAAGUUCUUCGUGGAGCAGAAAGAGAGGGAGUGCUUUGCGGCCUGCCUCUUCACCUGCUACGACCUCAUCAAGCCAGACGUGGCUCUGGAGGUGGCCUGGAUGAACGGGCUCAUGGACUUUGUGUUCCCGUACCUGAUCCAGUUCCUGAAGGAGUACACGGGCAAGGUGGACCUGCUGUACACCGAGCGCAAGGAGCGCCAGUCGGCCGCGGUGGACGAGGAGUCGGCCAAGAAGCAGCAGGAGGCGCAGUCCAACGCCUACCUGCAGCUCAUGCCCCUCGCGCUGCCUGCGCCCCCGGUUGCGGGGGGCCCCGGCGGCGGGGGCUUCGGCGGCGCCCCGGCCGGCUUCGGUGGCGCGCCGGCCACCUUCGGCCAGCCGCCUGCAGACUUCGGCCCGCAGUUCUAG
Molecule: messenger RNA, 5103 nt
Organism: Coccomyxa subellipsoidea C-169
Lineage: Eukaryota; Viridiplantae; Chlorophyta; Trebouxiophyceae; Coccomyxaceae
Product: clathrin heavy chain
Exons: 23
Coding region: 1-5103 (1700 amino acids)
Biological process (GO): intracellular protein transport; receptor-mediated endocytosis
Cellular component (GO): Golgi apparatus; chloroplast; clathrin coat of trans-Golgi network vesicle
Molecular function (GO): structural molecule activity; clathrin light chain binding
Source: RefSeq, a predicted model, not a curated record